Molecule: messenger RNA, 810 nt
Organism: Chara braunii
Lineage: Eukaryota; Viridiplantae; Streptophyta; Charophyceae; Charales; Characeae
Source: the annotation of a GenBank genome assembly
UCACGAGCAGACAGAACUAAACGGAACUAAACGGUUUCUCAAGCCCCAGAGGAGUUCAUCCCUCACUCCAGAAGCCAUCUCACCUAUCCCGAUCUAACGGUCUGUGCUUCUCUCUAAUAACAAUGCGUACCCCCCAUGCCACGUCAUCAUCGUCCUCUUAAGGGAUAAAUUUCUAUGACGCCAUCUACAAAUAGCAGGAAGUUGGUCGAGGUUGAAAAAAAAAAAAAGAGGAAUGAUGAGGGUGACAAAAAAAAAAAGAAAACGGAUGAUUAUGGUGACGACAUUGAUAGGAUCAUUAUGACAAUUAUGAUGAUGACCAUCACGAGGGCUGAUGGAGGCGGUGAUGGUGAUGAUGAGGAGGAGGAGGCGGAGGAGGAGGAGGAAGCGGAGAAAGAGGAGGAGGAAGAGGAGGCGGAGGAGGAGGAGGAAGAGGAGGAGGAGGAGGAGGAGGAGGAGGGGAGGAUGACGAUGAUGGCGAUAAUGAUACUGAUCGUGUAAUCAACGACCACAGAAAUGGGAUGAUGGACGAGGUGGUAAUGAUGAGAGGAGGAGGAGGAGGAGGAGGGUGGUGAUAAUGGUCCUGAUCGUGCUAUGAACGACCACAGAAACGGGCUGAUGGGCGUGAUGAUGAUGAGGAAGAGGAUGCCGAUGAUGGUGAUAAUGAUCUUGAUCGUGUUAUCAACGACCACCAAAACGGCCUGAUGGAGGCGCUGGGGAUGAUGAUGAUGAUGAUGAUGAUGAUGAUGAUGAGGAGGAGGAGGAGGAGGAGGAGGAGGAGGAGGAGAACGAUGAUAAAGAUAAUGAUCCUGA